UUGCAGUUGUGGAACAAAUCAUUAAUAAACCUAUCUCAGAUGCACAAAACUAAAUAUAAAGAUAUUCGUUGCAUUUAUAACAAUUGAGCCUAUCGAAAUUAUGGAUUCUUAUUGUUGCCCCAUUGAUAAUGAGGGAAAUGUUGUGGCAACGCCUAGUAUCAAAACUGAAGCUCAAACCGAAACAAAAAGCAUGGUUUCGUCGGCAGGAAAUAUUAUAUCUACCAAACAGCAUGAUGUUUACGACAAAUCUCUGAAGUAUAUGGUUUCCAAUAGCUACUCAGAUGAAAAUGAUGUUGGAUUUAUGGAUUCAUGUGGACAACCAGACGAUGAUGACGAAGCGGUGCUCAACUAUGAUGAUGAACAUACCGUAAAUAAAACUAAGACGAGAAAAGGUAGACGGCAUUUUAAUCCCAAUAAAGCAGAACGUUCAUACAGAGAAUUAUAUAGUCACCUAUUACCACUAAAUGAACGGACAUUUAAACGUGACCCCUUCACCAAUUCCUUUCAUUGCAAUGUGUGCUCUGUGCAAUUUAAAAUGCAACGUAACUUAAGGCGACACAUGCUCAUACAUACCGAUCUCCGGCCAUUCCAAUGUCUAUUCUGUGAAAAGGCAUUCAAACGUAAGGAUAAUCUACAAAAACAUUUUCGAGAAGUUCAUGCGGAAAAGCCGUUCAAAUGUACCGAUUGCGAUAAGAAAUUUUUCACGUACAAACAAUUGGACAAGCAUUUGAAAACUAAUCGACAUAAAGUAAUGGCAAACACCUCGCAUGUGUUGGGUAAUUGAACGACGGUUUAAAUAUAGUUUUUUUUACACACCAAUUGUACAAAAUUUACUUCGAAAUCUUUGAAAUGAUUUCUUCAAGAAGCCCAGUAGUUGUAUGUCGGCCGUUAAAACAGAAUAACAGAAAUAUCUCUCAUUCAUUAGUUUGAAUAUUUGCAAAAGGAUAAGGAACAGGACUUUGUAUUUAUCUACUUAGGUGUACAAAAAUUUUUGUGAAAGUGUUCAAAUUCUCUUAUAACUUCGGAGCAAAAAUGCAAGUAAAUAAUAAGGUUUCAUUAUGUCAAAUAAUUCAGAACAUUCGAAUGUAAAUAUUUUCCAAAUGCUCGAUGUAAACUUGAUGGAUGAACGAGCUAUAAUCGAGUAAUUGCAACAUUGACAUUGUAGGUCGACUGCUUAUUCCAAUCCAGUCAUCAAAAAUGUCAACAUCUCAGUCAUUAUUAUUAUUAUUAUUUUAAGUAUGCGACAUUUUAUUUAUAAUUUACUAUAUAUCUCGAGGGAUUUUCCCUGCUUCUACUUAAUUGCAUUUUCGGAUUUAUGUAGGUACGUUUAAUCGUUUUAUUAUUAUAAUUUAAUUAAUAAGUGCAUGUGUCCCAAAAUAAAACACCCUUUAAGAUAUAAA
Messenger RNA from Musca domestica (house fly), 1400 nucleotides. RefSeq names its product zinc finger protein 16-like. The transcript is spliced from 2 exons. Gene Ontology annotation, biological process: regulation of transcription by RNA polymerase II. Gene Ontology annotation, molecular function: RNA polymerase II cis-regulatory region sequence-specific DNA binding; DNA-binding transcription factor activity, RNA polymerase II-specific. Lineage: Eukaryota; Metazoa; Arthropoda; Insecta; Diptera; Muscidae. The record is from RefSeq and is a predicted model, not a curated record. Gene Ontology annotation, cellular component: nucleus. The coding region runs from base 101 to 784 and encodes 227 amino acids.